This is a messenger RNA of Mytilinidion resinicola, 2001 nucleotides long. RefSeq lists its product as uncharacterized. Lineage: Eukaryota; Fungi; Ascomycota; Dothideomycetes; Mytilinidiales; Mytilinidiaceae. Gene Ontology annotation, molecular function: DNA-binding transcription factor activity, RNA polymerase II-specific; DNA binding; zinc ion binding. The transcript is spliced from 4 exons. The record is from RefSeq and is a predicted model, not a curated record. Bases 1 to 2001 code for a protein of 666 amino acids. Gene Ontology annotation, biological process: DNA-templated transcription; regulation of DNA-templated transcription.
AUGGAUUCCAAUGCGGUAGAACUGCAAAACUCCUACGAAAUCUCUACUACGUUCGAAUUACCUUGCACAAUUUGCCGACGAAGGAAAGUGCGAUGCUCGAAAACCCUUCCAUGCAACAACUGCGAGAGAGCCGGAGCGCCGUGUAGCUACGAUGAUGCAAAGCGGACUUCCCGUCGACCACCAAGACAUGCAGAACUGAGCACACGUCUGGCAAGAGUGGAGUCUUUGGUAAGAAGUACUAGCCAGCACACUAAGCAAAGUAAUUCCACUACAGCUAGUGAACGUGGGUCCAUGGAUGCGGCCCUCGAGUCUGAUCCGACUAUGGAAAGCUUAGUGAAGCGUCUAGAGCACAAGCACCGAUCGCAGCUCACAACUCCCGAUCCAAACUCAAAGCGUGGAAAGCUAGCCUAUGUCGAAGGGAGCUCACGGAGCAUCCAAACAAGAUUCUGGGCUGGAUUGUAUGAAGAGGUUCCGAGUAUCAGAGGACUAAAUCCCGCUGUCUACAAGAUCCUAAAUCUCAAGUACCUCUUGGAAGAAGAGCAGCCUUCGGCACUCAAUUUCUUGUUUCCCGAGACCAUCCCAACUUCAUUAUAUGAACAGACUCCUAUAUCCCAAGUCCACAGCGAUCUCUUAGUGCGCUCUUUCAUACAAAACGUGGACCCUUUUCUUCGGAUCUUACACAAACCGAGACUAUUACUCGAGCUCAACUAUGUCAGGCGGGGCAUAUUACGUGAUGGGGACGAUUUCGAGUGUCAGCUCCAUGUCAUUUAUGCACUGGGAACGAUACCGAUGACGGACGAUGAAUGUAUAUUUCAGUUUGGAGUAGAGAAGUCCAUUUUGAUGAGCAACCUGAAGGCCGCAGCGGAGAGGGCACUAUCCCGGUUGAAUAUCACAUCAAGUCACAAGAUCAGAAGUCUUCAAACCCUGUUGUUAUACAUCACCCUCCUCUUCUGGACCGGGAACAUCACCCAAGCUAGUGGUCUCCUUGGGCUCGCCGUUCGUUUUGCCCAACGGGUAGGCAUCCACAAAGACGGAGAGCGCUUCAAACUUUCGCCCUGGAGAGUAGAGAUGCGACGUCGCAUGUGGCACCACAUCCUCCUGAUAGACACUUGGUGUAUGGAACACGAGGGCGCCGAGAGCAUGAUACUUGCUGAAUCUUCAGACAACACUCUUCCUCAAAAUUCGAAUGACGCAAGCUGGGAUGCUUGCGAGUUUGCGCUGGAAGGACCUACCCCCUCAACACAAUUUACGGAUAUGACCGGGGUUCUAGUCCAGUUCGAGCUUGCUUUAGUGUCCAGGACUAUCCUGGAAGGGUCGCUUGCCAGUGGUGAAAUCGAGGCUUCUUUUCAAUUUCAAAAAGAGCUGGUAUCGCAAGCAAGGGAGAGGCUCGAUGCGGUGUACUUACGUGAUCUAGAUGUGAGGCAACCGUCGCAGAAAAUCAUCAAAGACUUGACUACCCUCGCAUAUGAACGGCUUUUCUUUGCCAUUCACCAGCCCCUCUUCAAGCAUGGACAAGGCGGGGAGUUGGGAACUCCAGAACUCCGAUCUGAGCUAUUCGAUCGAGCAAUUGCGUACUGCGAGACUGUGCAACGUCUCCAAGACGAAUAUGCUCCUCACCAUCUCGACUGGAUCUUUGUCCGGGCGUUCUUUUGGGAUUCGGUCGCGAUAAUGCUCACGACUUUGACGAGGGAGCAUGCUCAUGGCUCUACGGCUCAAGGACAACGAGCUUAUAGGAGGAUCGAACGCCUCUUCCAAUAUCGACAGUCCAUUGAUUACUUGGCCGGGAAUGGCAAUCUUUGGAAGCCUUUAUUGCAGCUUUGGGAAGGGCUGCAAGCCCUCGAGAAUGAUGGCUCGGAGAGACACGACGUAGAUGUCCUGGGGGAUCUCAACGGAUGGCCUGUGGAUAGCGUCAAUCUGGACUUUGAUAUCGAUUCCGCAUUUCCGUUCGAUGUGCCUAUGGGAUCUGGUGGGGCAGAUUUAGCAAUGCAUAGCCUUGAAUAG